UGCAGUGCGGCGCGCAGAGCAGUGCGCAACCGGCAUACGGCUGCAGGACAUUGCUGCAAAUUAUAGAUACAUCGAUAUCAGUACGAGUGCAAUCGCUUUCGCGACUCGAUUGCACAGCGCAGCACUGGUGCAGCGGAGCACACCUGAAGCGAGCGCAUUGCGCAGCGCGGUUCGGACAGCAUGGCUCCAGCCAACAUCUUCCUAGCGCUCCUGGACAGCGCAUCGAUCGCCCACGACGUCGCCAAGCUCGAAGCGCUCAAAGCGAAUGCGAAAACAGAAGACGUGCGAGCGCCAUCGUCCAGUGCUGGCGAAGAAUGGCGCCACGCGAUCCCUUAUGGUGCACAGACGGCGCCCGAACCAGAACCAGAGGCGCCACCACCACCACCCCCCACGGAGACGGUGGGCGCCGGCUGGCUCCUCGAGCGGUGCCGCGCCUUGGAUUCCGCGGUCGGCGCGGCGGAGCUCGCGUGCGGCUGCGUCGACGCGGCGAAAAGAGAUGAUGCCUCGAUGCAGCAGGCGCUCAUGGAGUUGCUGGGGUUUGGUGAUAAAGCUUUGGCAUUGAUGGGCGAGCUGUGUGCAAAGAAGGCCGCGGUUGCUGCUGUCGAUGCGCGGGACAUCCGGGCCAUCGCGACCGCGUCUGGCGUCGCGGCCUGCGUGGAAAUCAACCAGUGAGUUACGGGGACGCCCGACAUUUUGAUUUCACACAGGUCGCGGGACCACCACCUCCACAGCAACAGCAGUUCAGGGGCGGCGCCGUGCGCAGUGCUCCUAAGAAGCAGUCCCAGCGGCGCCAGAAGCAAUUACGGAAGCAACGACGGGAGGCCGAGGCCAAAGGUAUCGACGAGGGCGCCGACUACCUGGCUGCUCUAGGCUUCGACGAGCACUACCUCGCGCAGGAGCGCGCGCUAGGUCUAUCACAACCGCCGCAGAAGAAGCACGCGGCGUUUCUGGACGAAGCCCAACGAGAAUAUAGGGCUGAAAGAGCAGGCUUACCGUCGGGCGCGGAAAAAUUCUACGGCGACGGCUACGAGGAGGUCGAGAUCCCGCCGCCGCGGGCGCUGCCGCCACCUAUCGAAGGAGAGUUGUUGCGCGUCGAUUCUGCCUUGCCGGCGUGGGCGCGGCGCUGCUUCCGGGGCACGCAGACGCUGAAUCGGUUGCAGUCGGCCGUCUACCCCUGUGCGUUCUCGUCGCGGAAGAACAUGCUCGUCUGCGCGCCGACGGGUGCUGGUAAAACCAACGUCGCUCUACUGACGGUGCUGGAGCUCGUCGCGAGCCGUGUGGAAUUUUGCUGCGCUUCCGCCCACGGUUAAUCAUGACCAGCACGCCAUCGACGCGACGCCUGCUCGACAGCGUGGCGGGAGCACCCGACUCACUGAUUGUCCACGCAGGUCGCGCGGGUCCGCGCAUCUCAUGAAGACGACUUCCUCGCCCAACUCGCGAACCACAAAGCUGUGUAUGUUGCCCCCCUGAAAGCGCUAGCGCAAGAGGUCGUCUCCAAGUUCUCCGAGCGGCUCGGAAAUCUAGGAAUUCAAGUGAGGGAACUCACAGGCGACGUCCAGCUCACAAGACGAGAAGCGGACGCCGCCCAUAUACUAGUUGUGACGCCCGAAAAGUGGGACGUCGUGACGAGGAAGCAAGGGGGAGGUUCGGGAGACGCCAUGGGCUCGUUGGCCUCGCGCUGCCGACUGCUGAUUGUCGACGAGAUCCAUUUGUUGGCCGAGGAGCGGGGUGCCGUGCUGGAGUGCGUCGUGGCGAGAACGACGCGAUUGGUCGAAUCGACGCAGUCCCAAAUACGACUCGUGGGUCUCUCAGCCACUCUACCCAAUUACGAGGAUGUGGGACAGUUCUUAGGCUGUUCCGACGAUAGCGUCUUCUUCUUCGGUCCCGAAUACCGGCCCGUGCCGCUGAAACAGACGUUUGUGGGCGUGACGGCCGUGAAGAACCACGAGCGGCGCAUGAAGCUCGACGAGCUGGCGUAUGAUGUUGCUCUGUCCGCUGUUAACCGUGGUCACCAGGUCAUGGUCUUUGUGCAUUCUCGAAAAGAAACGCUGAAGACAGCUCGGAACUUGCGGGAUCGGGCCGCGCGGAACGACGCCUCAUUUGCCAAUACGGAGGGCGACCCCUUGAAGCCCUUUCGAUCGCAGUUAAAAUCUUGUAGACAUCGCGAACUGGCGGAAGUCGUGGAGUCGGGUUUUGCUCUCCAUCACGCGGGCAUGAGUCGUAGUGACAGAGGCCUCUCGGAGCGGUUAUUCGCGGCGGGAGCAGUCAGGGUAUUAUGUUGUACGGCAACGCUCGCCUGGGGCGUCAAUUUACCCGCACAUGCGGUCAUAUGUAAGGGUACGGACGUCUAUGACCCCCAACGGGGCGGCAACGUGGACCUGUCGAUGUUAGAUGUACUGCAGAUUUUUGGGAGGGCCGGACGACCGCAGUUCGACGACUUCGGCGAGGCUACACUGUUAACUUCGUCCAAAGCGCUACCGGACUACUUACGUAAAUUAGCGCGAGCGGCGCCGAUCGAGAGUUGCUUGGUGCCUCGCUUGGCCGACGCCGUGAACGCGGAAGUCGCUGCCGGCACGGUCGCUUCCAUCAAAGACGCGGACAGAUGGUUAGAUCACACUUUUUUAGCGGUAAGACUACGUCGAAACCCAUUAGCGUACGGCUGCUCGUACGACCAGGCCCAAGAGGACCCAAGGAUGGGGCGAUAUAGGGAUACUUUACUACGUCAAGCUGCUCGAAAGUUGGACGAGGCGCGCAUGUGUAGAUAUGAUAAGCGUUCAGGCGCCUUAGCCGGGACCGACGUUGGUCGAGUAGGUUCGCACUACUACCUGCGACAUGAAAGUAUCAGGGAGUUCAAUGAGACGUUGAGGCAGCACGCCUCCGACGCCGACAUACUUGUAGUGGUCUGUGGCGCCCAUGAGUUCGAACAGCUGAAACCGCGCAACGAAGAAAUGGCCGAGCUCGAUCGACUUAGAAGUAGUGAGGCGUGCUGCCCGCUCCGCUCGGAAAAACUGCGAGCCAUCCAGGACGAGCCCGCGGGCAAGGCCGCCACGUUACUCCAAGCGCAUAUUUCGAGGGCGCCCUUCGCCGCGUUUACUUUAGCCUCAGAUGCGACUUACGUCGCGAAAAAUGCAGCUAGGGUCUGUCGCGCUUUAUUUGAAAUGGCUCUACGAGCCCAUUGGCCGUCAUUAGCUGAGCGGUUGUUGGCUUUAGCGAAGGCUGUGGAGCGAAGGUUGUGGUGGUUCCAGCACCCGAUUCGGCAAAUUGCGGAUUUGGAGCCGAAUCAGAACGUGCGAAGGCAGCGCUUCCCGGAAGAUGCCCUCAGGCAGCUCGAGGCGCAACGGUUGUCUCCUGAUAGGAUCUUGAACGAUAUCGAUGAUGUUGCUGAGAUCGGGGCACUGGUACGUAAUAGUAGGGCGGCGCCGUUCCUGGUGCGGGCUUGUAGAAGUUUGCCCGCCGUUACGUUAGAGUGCUCGUUAAAGCCGAUCACGCGGUCCGUGCUGCGCGUAUCAUUAACACUGACGCCGCUGUACGACUGGGCCGCGCGGGUCCACGGAUUGGGGCCGGAGCCGCGCGUAUGCAGCGUCCUUCUUUUGAGGCCGUCGUCGUGAUCAUCUCCCAACGCAGGUGGUGGGUCUGGGUCGAGGACGCCGCCGAGGAGCGCAUCCACCAUUGUGAAUUGGCCUUGUUCCCCGUCGACCGGCGGCGCAAAACGCUCGAUGCUAUCGUGCUCAGCUUCACGAUGGCCGUGCGAGAUCCCCUGCCGCCCCAGUUCUACGUCCGAGCUAUAAGUGAUCGCUGGUCCGCCUGCUCGCAUUUACUGGAGUUGUCCACGAAUACGUUGGAAUUACCUCCACCGGCUCCACCACCGACGGAAUUGCUCCCAUUACGGCCGUUACCCAUCGAAGCCUUGCAGGACGACCGCUUCCAGCAGUUCUAUGGGUAUUCCCACUUCAACCCCGUCCAGACGCAAGUGUUUCAUGCGUUGUUUCGGACGGACGGAAAUGUAUUGGUAGGGGCUCCUACUGGAAGCGGAAAAACCUGUUUAGCAGAGUUGGCGAUCUUCCGAUUGCUCCGAAGGAGAGGUGACGAGAAGCUGAAGGCCGUGUACGUGGCUCCAUUGAAGGCAUUAGCUAGGGAAAGGGUCCGAGACUGGACGCCGAAGUUCCGAGCUAUUGGUCUCUCGGUGGAAGAAUUGACGGGCGAUUCCGCACCGGAUCAAAGAGCUCUGAAGAAGGCUGAUGUGUUAAUAACAACGCCCGAGAAGUGGGACGGCGUCACGCGCCAGUUCCAACGGAGAGACUACGCGAGACAUGCCGCUCUGAUGAUCCUGGACGAGGUCCACCUGCUCGGGGAAGAUCGCGGGCCUGUUUUGGAAGCGUUGGUUUCUAGAGCUAGAUAUACAUCUACCACAAGGGUGGUGGCUUUAUCAACAGCGUUGGCGAACGCCCACGACCUCGGUACCUGGCUCGGCUGUGCUUGCCUGCGUGGAAAUCCACCUCCACGCCAUCGAGCCGACGCAGCUACGGAGACGACAUCGCGUCGACGGCGUGGGGCGCCCGAAAUUUGAUGUCCACGUAGGUUCUCGCGAGCACGUUUUUAAUUUCCGCGCGUCGGUGCGGCCCGUCGCCAUGGAGGCGCACAUCCAGGGCUUCACGGGCAAGCACUACUGCCCGCGCAUGGCGACGAUGAACAAGCCGUGUUACGCCGCUUUGCGCGAGCACGCGUUGCGACCUGUGUGGAAAUCAAAUGUCGCGGCGCAUCUCACGCCAUCGACGCGACGCCUGCUCGACGGCGUGGCGGUGUCAAUUCCUCACCGCUCGACGCACGCGACACACUGGUUGAUUUCCACACAGGUCGGGCCGGCCCGCUCUCAUUUUUGUGGCGUCGAGAAGACAAACUAGGCUGACCGCGCUGGACUUAAUAGCGCUCGCGGCGUCUGAUGAUGACACCCAGUCCUGGGUCGGUACUGACGACGAUCUGGAUUCCAUAGCGAAAACGUGCCACGACCCCGCACUGAGGCACUGCCUCCCUUUUGGCGUCGGCGUGCACCACGGCGGCCUGGACGAGGCCGACCGUAAAAUAGUGGAGAACUUGUUUGAGAGGGGCGCGAUCCAAGUUUUAGUGUGUACUUCCACACUAGCCUGGGGCGUGAACUUUCCCGCAAGAUUAGUUAUAGUGAAAGGCACGGAGUUUUUUGACGGGAAGCUCGGUCGGUACGUGGACUUUCCGGUGACGGACGUGUUGCAGAUGAUGGGACGAGCGGGAAGACCCCAAUUUGAUAGUGUUGGUGUGGCUUGUAUAUUUGUCCACCAGCCGAAGAAGGAAUUUUACAAAAAGUUCCUGUACGAACCUUUUCCGGUGGAAAGUAGAUUGCUAUCCUCGUUACAUAACUUCGUGUGUGCCGAGGUUUGUUUAUGUGGUAGAAUCAAGUCAAUUAAUGACUGCGUGGCGUGGCUCAAGUGGACUUACUUGUAUAGACGCUUACGGAGGAACCCGUCGUUCUACGAAUGUGAAGGUAGCGAUGAUAAAACUAUCUCCACAUUUUUGGAGACGCUCUCUCGUAAAGUAUUGAUUGAUUUGGAUGAAGCCGGCGUCGUCGAGUUGGACGGGGAUGACGUAUCCUCGGCUACAUUGGGUAGCGUCGCGGCCUACUACUACUUAGAUUAUAGGACGACGUCCGAAGCUUCUAUAAACGUAGAUGACUUCGAGGCCGAGGUCUUGGACGCUACGCAACGCCGUAGAGAAGCGUUGGCCGUGGCGUUUUUGUGUUCCGCAAGGGAGUUCGACGAGCUGCCCGUGCGCCACAACGAGGACAUUGAGAACUCUGACUUAGCGUCGCAGCUCCUCGAUGAUGAUGCUGAGACUAUCCAGGGGUUACUCGAGCUCGGCUACGACUCGCCCCACGCCAAGGCCCAGUUGUUAAUCCAUGCGAAACUAAGGGAUGGCAAGUUGCCGAUCGCCGACUACGCGACGGACCAGAGGAGCGUCCUCGAGCAGGCGCCGCGCGUGCUGGCGGCCCUGAUCGACGUCGCGGCCGACGCCGGUUGUGUAAAUGCGACGCUCGCGCUGCUCGAGCUCUCGCAGGCGAUACGGUCCAAGUGCUCGCGCGAGGCGCUGCCGCGCGGCCGGACGAAGCUGACCGCUAAAACGGUAGCGGACGUGGGGGCCGGAGGCGAGUUCUCCGUCGAGGUGACGCUGGGGAGCAACGGCCGCGGCGCGCGCGCCUUCUACCUCGUCCUGAGCGACGACGAGGAGCUGGUGGCUCUGAAAAAGGUCGUCGUGGGCGGCGCGACGUGCGAGGCCUCGUUGGCCGUCGAGGCGCCCGACGAGGCGUGCGAGUGGCGCCUCGUGCUGCGCGCGGUCUACGAGGGCGCGCGGGGCUUCGACGCGGCCGUGGAGCUGCCGCCGAUCACCGUCGUGGGCAAGGCGUUGGACGCGGGGGCGGCGGAGUUCGUCAUGCCUGGCUCCUAGUGUUGUGUGUAAGAGUGCUGUUUAUCCGAA
This is a messenger RNA of Pelagomonas calceolata, 6501 nucleotides long. The record is from the annotation of a GenBank genome assembly. NCBI's taxonomy places the organism in Eukaryota, Pelagophyceae, Pelagomonadales, Pelagomonadaceae.